AUGUGACGUCAUAUCCAAGAUGGCGGUGGACUGUGUUUUUCAUUGAAAAUUUCACAGUCCUCGAAUUCGACUUGAUUUUCUCGCUACCGUGGUAGAUUUAGGGAAACUUUUCUUCAUAUUUCAGGAGUAGCGAGAGCAUAAGAAGCCAUACAGGACGAUAAAAGAUGAGUGAGCUUUCUCAGGAUGAGAUGCGCCGGAGACGGCUGGCACGUUUGGCUGCAGGGGGUCUUUCCACAUCCCCACCCCAGGGCUCGGGCACCACCCCCUCCCCCUCCAGUAGCACCCCUACCUCCCCAGUCCAGGCUGCCAGCAGCCAGCUCACUUCUCCUUCCCAGAGUCCCAGCAGUCAGCUGACAUCUCCUGCCCAGGGUGCUCAGUCCCCGCUGCAGUCUGGGUUUCUCACGCCGGGAGAUCGCUCCCCGCGGACGCCCAGUUCUCCCACAACCCCGGUCACGCCUACGGGCGCACGGCCGAGACAGAGGGCUGGGGCUAGCGCUACAUUAGACUACGGUUCUCAGUCCUCUCAGAGUCAAAGCAUGGAUACUGAUAGUGAAAAAGGGACCCUGUCCCAGAUAGAUGUGGACUCAGGUAUAGAGAACAUGGAAGUGGAGGAGGUAGAUAGAAAGGAUGGGGCUGUGUCCCAAAGGGAGCCUAGCUGUAGUUCGGAGCUGAAUGAGGAGCAGCUGCUAGCGAUCGUGUGUCGGAUCCUGCGGGUCUCGUGGAAGAAACCAGAGCAGGAUGUCGUCUUCCUCCCUGGUCUGGCUGCUGAGUUUAAACAGGACCCGAAACAAGUAUACAACAGUCUCCAGGACCUGGUCAGUCAGAUCUUAGUGGAGGUGUUGACCAUGCCUCAGGCACAAUCCCACAAUCCCUUUGCGAGCCUGACGGCCACACCCUCCCAGUCCCUCUCCAGCAUCACCAGUAAGAAGUUUGGGACCAGUCCCUUCCAUGGUUUGCCCAGCCCUGGUACAGAAGGUGCGACGGCCUCAGCCAGCUCCUCCUCCUCCACCAGUGACAGGUUCCACAUCCCUGCCUGCAGGGAGACAGACAUUCUCAACUAUCUACUCGAGUGUUUUGACAGGGUCGGCAUGGAGGAGAGGACUGCUCCUAAGCGGUGUAGCCAGCCGCCCGUGUGUUCUCUUCUGAACGACCUGCGGACCCAGUGCUGCACUCACGCCAUCCUGGUGCUACGAGGGGCGUUCACGGAACCGCGCGCUGCGGGGAAACAGUCGUACCUGGUCCCGUACCUGCUGUGUCGUAACCUGCCGCGGGGGUUCCUGCACGAACUGGUCAUGAUGGCUUGUCAGGACCCUGAAGACUUCCAGGGGGUUAUUGGGGUCGUGCUGCAAGACUUACAACAGACCAUGUCUGAGUUCUCUAUGGAAAACGACAAUUACAAGUACCCUCUCAUGGCCCUGACAGAACUGUGUGAACUGCGGAAGGGGACGUCCUCCCACAGACCUGUCUGUAACCUGAUUGCCCAGCAGACCACCUGGCUCCCUGAGACCCUGACCCAGGCCGGGGGGAGGGAGAUACAGAAACUCUCCUUCCUCGGACAGUUCCUCAGUCUCUCUGCAUUUGCUGAGGAUGAUCCUAAGAUAGCAGAGAGGUUCUUUGCUGGCCCAAUGCUGACCCAGGACAGUACCCGACUCAUCAACAGUUCAUUACAACAAGCACUGGACUUUGCCAGGGGAGAAAUGUUUAAAAUUAUCCACAGUCUGCUGGUGAACAGUGAGACGAGAGAUGCCAUGAUGACGUACCUACAGGCAGUCAUCGGUCGGAACCACAAGCGAGCACAGAUGCAGGCAGAUGAACGGAUGGUCGCACAGGACGGCUUCAUGCUCAAUAUCAUGACUGUCCUGCAACAACUAAGUGUUAAGGUUAAGAUGGACAAGGUGGAUACCCUGUACCCUCACCAUCCCAAGUCACGCAUCGACCUGUCUGAGGAGACAAGACUGAGAUGUUCAUCUGAGGAGUGGAAGACAUGGCAAGAAGAACUUAAUAAGGAGCCGUCUAACUGGGUGGAGCCCAAGUUUCCCACAGAAUGUUUCUUCCUGACGCUCCACUGCCACCACCUGGCCCUGCUGCCUGCCUGCCGUAACUACAUGCGCAGGGCACGCGCCAUCAGAGACCUCCAGCGGGCGCUGGAGGAACUGCAGGCUCAGGAGCCCCUGUGGAGAAACCUGCCCACAGCCAACAGACACAGGGAGACGUUAAAGAGAUGGAAAGCACAGCAGAAGAAACUGACCAGAAGCAAGGCGUGUGCAGAGGCAGUAUUGCAUGAUGAGUCCAUGUUACGCCGGUGCCUGCACUUCUACGGGAUGGAAGUCAUGCUGCUCUUCAAGAUUCUCGACCCCAAGAACCCCAGACCCACCCUACCCCUGGCAGAAGAUGUCCCCAUGGCGUUUGCGACUCUCCCAGAAUUCUAUGUGGAGGAUCUGGCUGACUUUCUCAUGUUUGUGCUACAACAUGCUCCCCAGGUCCUGGAGGACCCCUGUAGCCAGGACAUUGUCCUGUUCCUGCUGCUCAUGGUGGCCACGCCCAAGUACAUGCGCAACCCUUACCUCACCUCCAAACUCAUCGAGGUGAUGUUCGUGGCCAACCCCGCCGUACAGCCGCGUACGGAACGCAUCCACGACAUGAUCGUGUCUCAUCCGCUGGCUGCACCGUACCUGGCCCCCGCACUGAUAAGGUUCUACUCAGAUGUUGAGACAACAGGAGCCAGUAGUGAGUUCUACGACAAGUUCAGCAUCCGUUACCACAUCAGUAUCAUCCUCAAGACACUGUGGAAGAUCCCAGCUCACCAGAGAACUAUCAUAGAGGAGAGCAACACCGGGAAGGACUUUGUGCGUUUUGUGAACAUGCUAAUGAACGACACCACCUUCCUGCUGGAUGAGAGUCUGGACUCGCUGAAGAGAAUCCAUGAGACACAGGAGGCCAUGAAGGAUGUGGCCACGUGGGAGUCUCAGCCACGGGAUAUGCAGGAGAGCCGUCGGCGUCAGCUGAACAUAGACGAGCGUCAGUGCCGGUCGUACCUGACUCUAGCCACAGAGACAGUGGACAUGUUCCACUACCUCACUGUGCAGAUCAAAGAACCCUUCCUCAGACCUGAGCUAGCAGACAGACUGGCGGCCAUGUUGAACUUCAACCUGCAGCAGCUGUGUGGACCCAAGUGUAAGGACCUGAAGGUACAGAACCCAGAGAAGUUCGGCUUCGAGCCCAAGAGACUGCUGGGACAGCUGAUCGACAUCUACCUGCACCUGGACUGUGAGAAGUUUGCAGACGCCAUAGCAAAUGAUGAGCGCUCCUACAGAAAAGGAGUGUUUGAGGAUGCCUGUGGGGUGAUGAUGAGGGCCAUGAUUAAGACACAGUCUGAGAUCGAGCACUUCGCCAACCUGGCCGAGAGGGUGGAGAAAAUCCUGGUGCAGAAACUCAAGAGUGAAGCAGACUUCAGUGAUGCACCAGAGGAGUUCAAAGAUCCGUUGAUGGACACCCUGAUGGAGGAUCCUGUUAUCCUCCCCUCCGGUACGGUAAUGGACCGUGCCAUCAUCACCCGCCACCUGCUGAACUCACAGACAGACCCCUUCAACAGGCAGAGUCUCAGGGAGGAUGAACUCAUUCCUGCGGAUGAACUGAAACAAAGGAUAGCAGAUUGGAAGAGGGAGAAAAUGCAGUGAGCGUGCGUGCGUCAGAAAUUCCAGAGAUGACAGCGAUAUGAAGAGAAAAUGUACCAUUCUGCUCCAAUUUUCAGUGUUUGGUUGAGCAAUAUUUGCUUGCUUACAGCACACUUGUAUGUGCUUAUACCCCUCUCUGCUACCGAACCUCCCAAAUGUCAGUAAAUAUUAGCUAGUUACUCCAAUAUUUGACAAGCACUCGUUGAUGUUUUGAAUGCUCCUAAGACCAGUUUUCAUAUCUUAAAUGAGGAAAGCCAGUUUCCCUCUGCAUUUUGAAUGUUUGCCUCAAGCCCCUCCGACUUUAGUUUUCCUAGUUGUAAACCUACAGUCAUCAUCAGAAUAUUGUGAAGCAUACAAUUAUUGGCCAAUAAGUAAAACACCGUAAGUUGGAGCUGUACAGAGGGAUGAUACUAUGUAUGACGAUGAAGGUUGUGAUCCACAGUACAUGAAUUUGGCUUCACAAGUGAUGUCAACACAGAGAUCUAUGAUCCAAAAUAAAGGGGGAAGAAGGUGAAUUUUUUUCCGGUGAGAUUGUCAAGGUAAAAUGAUUUGUGGGUCGAUCUAUGAAAUAUGGAAGGUUCUUGUUGCACUAUAGCCGACCAUUCAGUUUUCUUUUUGUUGUUCUUUCUUGACUUUGCAUUUGACUAACACGGACAAUAAUGUAAAAGUGUCAUGGGCCGUAAUUAUCAUGUCUGAUACUAAUCCAAAACAAUAGGAUCAUAACUUUUGGUUGGCAAGUUACAAGAAGAAUGGACUGUAUGUAACUAAUCUUAAUAAAAUUGGGUAUAUUAUAUCAAAUUAUAAGUGCUGAGCAAGAGAUUCACCACAAAAAAAGGAGUAUGAAAGUUCACAAUUAUUAUAUAAAGUUCUUUGCAAAUUCAUUGUGUACUGUUUAAAUAAUAACAAUUCCAGUAUUAAGACACUGCUACUCACUGACAUGUACCCGACACUUGCAAACACAAAUUGCAAUAUGUAGUAGUAAUGGUCAAUAAAACUUGGCUUU
This is a messenger RNA of Branchiostoma belcheri (Belcher's lancelet), 4677 nucleotides long. Its product is annotated as ubiquitin conjugation factor E4 B-like. The transcript has 24 exons. NCBI's taxonomy places the organism in Eukaryota, Metazoa, Chordata, Leptocardii, Amphioxiformes, Branchiostomatidae. The record is from RefSeq and is a predicted model, not a curated record. Bases 165 to 3677 code for a protein of 1170 amino acids. Gene Ontology annotation, biological process: protein polyubiquitination. Gene Ontology annotation, cellular component: nucleus; cytoplasm; ubiquitin ligase complex. Gene Ontology annotation, molecular function: ubiquitin-ubiquitin ligase activity.